Pseudoliparis swirei is the source of this 2421-nucleotide messenger RNA. RefSeq names its product mediator complex subunit 17 (gene med17). The record is from RefSeq and is a predicted model, not a curated record. The coding region runs from base 113 to 2044 and encodes 643 amino acids. NCBI's taxonomy places the organism in Eukaryota, Metazoa, Chordata, Actinopteri, Perciformes, Liparidae. Gene Ontology annotation, molecular function: transcription coregulator activity. Gene Ontology annotation, biological process: regulation of transcription by RNA polymerase II. The transcript is spliced from 13 exons. Gene Ontology annotation, cellular component: core mediator complex; mediator complex.
GUUGUUCUUGUGCAGAGAGAGAAGACACUGACUACGCGACUGGAAAGUAUUCCACAACUCCAGUGAAUAAACGUUUACACAAGUAGUAACCAGUGAAUAUUAGAGCCUCAUCAUGUCUGGCGGUCCAGCGGUGAGGGUCAGCAUCGAGUCUAUCUGUGAGAAGCAGGUGCAGGAAGUGGCCCUGGAUGGAACCGAAACAUAUGUGCCCCCUCUGUCCAUGUCCCAAAACUUGGCAAAGUUGGCACAAAGAAUUGACUUCAGCCAGGGAUCUGACUCGGAGGAGGAGGGGAUUGAGGGCGAACCCAGGGACCGCGAGUGGACCAAGCAGGAGCCGGAGGAAGAGGAAGGCACAGUGAAGUUUCAGCCAUCUCUUUGGCCCUGGGACUCAGUGCGCAACAACCUGCGAAGUGCCCUGACAGAGAUGUGUGUGCUCCACGACGUGCUCAGCGUGGUGAAGGAGAAGAAGUACAUGGCCUUAGACCCAGUGUCUCAGGAUCCAACAGCUGGCAAGACCCCCCAGGUGUUCCAGCUGAUCAGUAAAAAGAAAUCACUGGGCACAGCUGCACAGCUUCUGCUGAAGGGAGCAGAGAAGCUCAGCAAGUCGGUAGCGGAGAACCAGGAGAACAGGAGGCAGAGAGACUUUAACUCAGAGCUGCUGCGACUCCGCUCUCAGUGGAAGCUACGCAAAGUGGGAGACAAGAUCCUGGGAGACCUCAGCUACCGGAGCGCAGGCUCCCUUUUUCCUCACCAUGGCACAUUUGAGGUGUUCAAGAACACAGACAUUGAUCUGGACAAAAAGCUCCCAGAGGACUACUGCCCACUCGAUGUCCAGAUUCCCAGUGAUUUGGAUGGAUCUGCUUAUAUCAAGGUGUCAAUUCAGAAACAAGCUCCAGACAUCGGUGAUCUGGGAACCGUCGCCUUGUUCAGGAGACCGCCAAAAACCAAAGCCGGGACCCAGCAGUGGCAUGUGAAGCUGGAGGCGGCUCAGAACGUUCUGCUGUGUAAGGAGAUCUUCGCCCAGCUGUCCAGGGAAGCUGUCCAGAUUAAAUCCCAGAUCCCUCACAUUGUUGUGAAGAAUCAGAUCAUCUCACAGCCCUUCCCAGGGCUGCAGCUGUCCAUCUCACUGUGCCACUCCACGGGAGAGAAGAAGACCCACCGGGCGUCUCCAGAGAAAUCCAAACCGGACGACCACCUUUACGUGCUGGAACACAAUCUGCAUCAGAUGAUGAGAGAGUUCCACAAGCAGCAGCUGAGCGCCAUGGUGAUGCCGCAUCCUGCCAGCGCCCCCUUCGGCCACAAACGCAUGCGCCUCGCGGGGCCGAUGGCCUACGACAAGGCCGAAAUCGUCAGCAUGCAGCAUAAUGAGGGGCUUCUCGAGAAGAUCAUCAAACAGGCCAAACACAUCUUCCUGCGGAGCAGGACGGCGCGGACCAUCGACAGCCUGGCCAGCCGCAUAGAGGACCCACAGAUCCAGGCUCACUGGUCCAACAUCAACGAUGUGUACGAGUCCAGCGUCAAGGUGCUCAUCACCUCUCAGGGCUACGAGCAGAUCUGCAAGUCCAUCCAGCUGCAGCUGAACAUCGGCGUCGAGCAGAUCAGGGUGGUGCACAGAGAUGGACGUGUUGUCACGCUGUCGCACCAGGAACAGGAACUGCAGGACUUUCUCCUCUCACAGAUGUCUCAGCAUCAGGUGCACGCAGUCCAGCAGCUGGCCAAAGUGAUGGGCUGGCAUGUCCUGAGCUUCAGUAACCAUGUGGGACUGGGCCCAGUGGAGAGCAUCGGGAAUGCCUCCGCCGUCACCGUCGCCUCUCCCAAUGGAGAGUACGCCAUCUCAGUGCGUAACGGCCCAGAGAGCGGGUGCAAAGUCCUGGUCCAAUUCCCCCGCAGCCAGACCAAAGAGCUGCCGAAGAGCGACGUCAUCCAGGACGCCAAGUGGAGCCACCUCAGGGGGCCGAGCAAAGAGGUCCACUGGAGCAGGAUGGAGGGACGGAACUUCGUCUACAAGAUGGAGCUCCUCAUGGCCGCGCUGACGCCCUGUCCUUAGAGUCGGUCCGUCCGCGGACUCCUUUCCCCACACACACACACACAUACACACACACAGCCAUGAUUUGUAUACAGCUGAGCAGCAAACUGGACAAACAAACAAACAGCAGCCUAUUUAUUUUUAUUUUUUUUCGAGAACGUAGCCGCCACAGUAUUUGGACAGGGCUUUGCAGCCACAACAAAGGCCUCUUUGUCAAAUGUAACAUUUCCAUCCCGUAAACCUUUUUCCAUACAAUUCACAGACUUUUGAAUACUGCCAUAAUCCCCUUUCCCCCCCAUCAGUAGUGCAUCUGUUGUCUGCUCUGUUUUUGAUAAUGCAAUAUUGUCGAGUGUGUGCAACUGAGACAGUUUGAUACAAAAUAAAACAUUACGCCCGUA